CCGGUCCGGUUAAAUUGGACCAAAUAGAUUCGGUCCAGUCCGGUCUUUUCGGGAAUAUAAGGACCAAAGAUUGGAUUGGAUACAAUCCGGUCUUGACCCGGUCCGGUCCUAAUUUGAUCUUGAUUUUAGGUGUUGGGGGUCUCUUAUCAGGUCUUUAUCCGGGUUUUUUACCUCAAAUCUAAACCCGAAUAUGAGAUUGGAUUGUUUGCUAUCCGAUCCCAGUCCGGUCUCGGUCCGGGUUAUACGGUCCGGUUUUGGGUAAAACCAAACAGUCUGGACCAAAUAGCCAACCCUAUAUAUAACCUUAUGACCUCAACACAGAGAAAGAGGCAAAGGAGGGCGAAGGGGAGUAAUUACUAUAGUACUCUUAAUUAGGGAUGACAAUGGAUCGAUUUGGGGCGGGUUAUGCCAAACCAAAACUCAUGGGUUUAUUUACCAAAAUAACAUAGGGUAAAACCCACUAGAUUUGAAAAACUCAAACCCAACCCAACCCUACACGCUGGGUAUCCACGGGUUCAUGGUUACCCAUGGGUUCAUGUACAAAGAUGUAAUUACACUAGUUUUCACUAUUAAAACUACAUACACACUAACUCACAAAUCAUUCAUACUACUUGUUCAAUAUUAAAGAUAAACAUCCACAAAUAAUAUAAUUAGUUAAGGGUCCCGUAGGUCGUGGGGGGUAUGAACAUGGGUGCGGGGAUCCACGGGUUGGAUAUGACUAAACCCAAACCCAACCUGCAAAAAGUAUAGUGGGUUUAAACCCGACCUGCAUACAUCAAAGCAGGUUUUACCCGCACUGACCGGGUUGGGUCGGGUAGGGUACCCGCAGAUUCUGGUUCUACUGCCAUCCCUACUUUUAAUGAAGGUGUCAGCACUCUAUCUUUUCACUGAAUAGUAGAAUAGUGCAAUAAGUGCAUGAUCCUAUUCUUGACACAUAAAUAAAAUACAACCAUCCAUAUUAUUAUAUGCAUGAUACAUAGCUAUUACAUGAGUAAUACAAUCCUCAUAAUAUUUGUAUUAGCAAGCACUCAAUAUUUAGGUCUUUGCAUGAGAAGGCACUCAAUAACUAGACCUUAAAAUUUUGUGAAGUCAACAGGUAUUAGAUAUAUAUUUCAUCUAUACCAUAAUUUAUCUAUUUGUGUAAAUAAAACUAUGAGAUAUUGAAGGAAAUUAACUGAGAUCAAAUUACUAUUCAAUUUGAGUGAAUGCCACAUCUAUAGCUUCCUUAUUCUUAUAAAGCCAGUGUUUUUCUUGUGGUCUUUCUUUAUGGAAUUUUAUGUUUCAGAUUUGCCACCAUACAGAGAAGGAUGUAAGCGACUAAUUUGUUAUGUGGAGAAAAUGCCAUGUUUCGAAUCGGGCUUUAAACUUAUACUAGGUGCAGGCCAUGUUUCCUUGCAACUAUUUUAGUUUGCCUGAACCAUAUAUUUGCAGGUCAAUUCCCAAGAGUAGAGAAUAUAUGUAGGAGAGGUGGCCGAGUGGUUCAAGGCGUAGCAUUGGAACUGCUAUGUAGGCUUUUGUUUACCGAGGGUUUGAAUCCCUCUCUUUCAGCAGCUUCAUCUUCGCCUAAUUUAUCAAUUUUACUGACCGAAAUGGAGCUAAUUCCAUAACAACGGACACAUUUAUUCCAACAGUUAUAGCUUCCCUUUAUAGAGAUUCCCUAUUCCUAAUUUGUUUGGUAUAGAAAAUACGGGAAAGAAUGGACAAAGAAUGAAAACAUCCCCAGAAUUUUUCUGAUCUAUGAAUGGGCGAAAAAUUCCCCGACCCCUUACCUUCUAUAUCUUCUUUAGGUUCGAACCCUUGUUAUUUUAGUUAGGCUUAGGUUGCUAUGGCAAUGAGAGACAUCACAACGUUCUUAAGCAGUCUUCGUGCAAACAAAUGGUAUGCUUAAGAGAGACUCUUUUGGUCAAGAGUUGUUGCAGCUAGGGCUAUUAAUGAGCCGAGCCGAGCUGAAUUUUUCAUAGUUCGCGAGCCAGCUCAUUUAGUUAUGAAAUUGCAAGUUCGAGUUCGGCUCGUUUAUGAAAAUGAAAGUUCGAGAUCAGCUCGCCAAAUAUGUUUAACGAGCCCAAAAUCGAGUUCAACUCAUAAAAUGUUCAUGAUAGCUCAAGAUUGAGCUAGAAAUGAGCACAAAUUUACAUUAAAACCUAUAGCAAAGUCUAGCCAAAUAAAACACAAAUUUAUCCCAAUUUCAAUACUUAAAGUCCAUGAAUUCCAAUCCUUUCUGAUGCCAAACCGUUUAAUGAACUUGUUCGCGAGCUUUCGAGCUAAACAUGAUAUGAUUCGAGUUCAGCUCAUUUAGUUAACGAGUUUAUUCGUGAGCCAGUUCGAUUAAGAUGAAUCGAAUUUCGGACGAAAUUUUCUAGAAUCGGACACUAAACCGUUGAUAAGCGGCGUGAUUCAUUAACCAAUAAGGAUAGUUCCUCUGCGUAAAAUGGGCCUGACCUCCACUUAAUACCUUAGUCCUUACUCCUUAGAGCUCAUUUUCCAUAGGAAUGAGUGAAGCCCAAUCCAUCGCAUCGUCGUCUUCCUUCUCCUGGACGGUGUGAGAACUGAGAAGCCGAAGCAGGCAGAGGAAGGAAACGGAGAAGAAAGCCGCUGAGCUCGAAGUGGAAGAAGAAAAAAUGGCAGGCAGUAAAUUCUCCUACAGAUCCAGAUCCCCAAUCUUCCUAUUCUUCAUCGCCGCCAUCUCUCUUCUCCUUCUGCUCUUCCUUUUCUCAUCCUCCUCAUCUUCUCCUCCUUCAUCCCCUGAACUUCCCACCGCCGUCUCUUCCCGCCGGCCUGAAACCUCCUUCGUCACUUCCCUACACAACUUCCUCUCCCGCCCCAUCCCUCCCGACGCCGGCGAAAACGGUGGCUACGGCGCUCCCGCCGCCUUAGACGACGCCGUCUUCCUCCGCGAGACCGACCGAAUGUACCGUCCCCAGAACCCUAAUUACCCGCUCGAUUUGCCGAUCAGGGUUUACGUGUACAACAUGCCACACAAAUUCACCUACGAAUUGCUUCGAUUGUUUGCCACAACUUAUCGAGACACCAACAACCUCACCUCCAAUGGCAGCCCCGUUCAUCGACUCAUCGAGCAGCACUCGGUCGACUAUUGGCUUUGGGCCGAUUUGAUAUCUCCUCAGUCGGAGCGGCCACUGAGGAACAUUGUGAUCAGAGUUGAUCACCAGGAAGAUGCCGAUCUGUUCUACAUUCCUUUCUUCACGACCAUCAGCUUCUUCUUGCUGGAGAAGCAGGAUUGCAAGUCGCUUUAUAGGGAAGCUCUGAAAUGGAUAACAGAACAGCCUGCUUGGAAGAGGUCUGAAGGGAGGGAUCACAUACUUCCAGUGCAUCAUCCAUGGUCGUUCAAGUCGGUUCGUAGAUACGUGAAGAAGGCUAUUUGGUUGUUACCGGAUAUGGAUUCCACGGGGAACUGGUAUAAGCCAGGACAAGUUUACCUGGAGAAGGACUUGAUCCUGCCUUAUGUCGCCAAUGUUGAUCUAUGUGAUGCAAAAUGCUUGUCUGAAACUGAAUCAAAGAGGAAAACCUUGCUGUUUUUCAGGGGACGGCUCAAGAGAAAUGCUGGUGGGAAGAUACGUGCUAAGCUAGUUGCAGAACUAAGUGGAGUUGAAGAUGUGAUAAUACAGGAGGGCACAGCUGGUGAGAGAGGGAAAGAAGCAGCUCAAAAUGGCAUGCGCAAGUCCAUCUUCUGCUUGAAUCCAGCUGGAGACACUCCAUCAUCUGCAAGGCUAUUUGAUGCGAUUGUCAGUGGAUGCAUUCCAGUCAUAGUUAGUGAUGAGUUGGAGCUUCCUUUCGAAGGAAUUCUUGACUAUAGAAAGAUAGCUCUGUUUGUUUCUUCGGGUGAUGCUUUACAAUCAGGUUGGCUACUGAAGUUCUUAAGAGGUGUCAGUCGUGCUGAGAUAAAACAGAUGCAAGCAAACCUUGCCAAGUACUCGAGGCAUUUUGUGUACUCGAGUCCAGCUCAACCAUUGGGUCCUGAAGACUUGGCCUGGAGAAUGAUUGCCGGAAAAGUGGUGAAUAUUAAGCUACACACUCGAAGAUCUCAGCGGGUGGUGAAGGAGUCCAGAAGUAUCUGUACCUGUGAUUGCAGACGGCCGGCUGCCAACGUUACCGUACAAGUCCGAUAACCGGCGGCUGGCCUCCCUGCAUCCGUCCGUUCUGCUAACAGAUUGCUCAUUCAGUGGCAAGUCAGAUCCUUCUACUGCCCAUACAUACUCGGACUUAACUUGCUUCUUUUCAUUUGAUCAACUAUUAUUCAGUUCUGUUGCUCUACAAAAUAUUUGGUCUAAUCUACCACUACCAGUUCCAAUUUCUGUGGUUAAUUUAUGAUAGUUCAUCUUACCGGUUUAAUUUUAGGUACGAUUUUUUAAUACAAAUAUUGGAAUAAAUCGGAUCUAAGUAC
Linum trigynum is the source of this 4399-nucleotide messenger RNA. The record is from the annotation of a GenBank genome assembly. Lineage: Eukaryota; Viridiplantae; Streptophyta; Magnoliopsida; Malpighiales; Linaceae.